Nerophis ophidion (straightnose pipefish) is the source of this 1823-nucleotide messenger RNA. Its product is annotated as zinc finger protein OZF-like. The coding region runs from base 315 to 1658 and encodes 447 amino acids. The transcript is spliced from 2 exons. The record is from RefSeq and is a predicted model, not a curated record. NCBI's taxonomy places the organism in Eukaryota, Metazoa, Chordata, Actinopteri, Syngnathiformes, Syngnathidae.
GUUAAACAACGCAGAAGAAGAAAAUAGACGCGACGCUCUUCUUGCGCAUGACACAUUGGGAGAUAGCAUCAGUGAGUUAGGGGCCAUAAAAACACAUUGCAGAAAGAAAAUAGCAAGGCGCUAAUUAGUCAGUGCUAUUGUUUGAUAUUAUGUACAUAUUUAUGUCAUAUGAAAGACGUCUUUAAUUAAGCAAGUCAGGGUAAACACGUCUCUGUGCAUGAGAAACUCUCAGGCUAGCUUUGCUUGUUAGCUGCAAAAAAAGAGGCGAACGUUGGCCCAGCAGAGGUCAAGUGCGAGUGUAAAAGUCUGGGAAAAUGUAUAAAGUACAAAUGCUCCGAGCGUUGGUGAAUCAGCGACUAACUGCAGCGGUGGAAGAAAUAUUUGUAGCGGUAGAAAGAACGAUAGCAGAGUACGAGGAGGAAUUUUCCCGAAUAAAAGAAGAGAACGAGCGACAACGUGAAUUACUGGAGGCUUUUUUCAAGAAACAUCAAGGAAAGUCACACCGAGCAGCCUUCAGUGAAGAACAUCUUACCCUUGAGGAGCACAAGUGGAGCUCCGGGGUGGCGCUAGAGGAGCCACAGGACCCCCACAUUAAGGAGGAGGAAAAGGAACACAUCAUUAGCCAGGAAGGAGAGCAUCUUGAAGGAUUGGAGUUCCAAGUGAUUGGUGUCAUUGUGAAGAGUGAAGAUGAUGAGGACCAAUGUGAAAGUGAGGAGAAGAGAGAGGUGGCGACUCCAACGAGCAGUUCAACUCAACACAUGACAACAGAAGCUGAUGGAGAUCACUGUGGACCAUCACAAGCAGAAACCCUCUUAGCUCCACUAUCGGAUAAGGACGAGACAACGUCACACUCUGCUGACACUAAUGAUGAAGUCUCUAAAGCUGACAACACACACUGGAAAUGCUCUCACUGUGAGCAAACUUUUGUUAAUAAGGGGAAUCUGAAUAGACACAUGAAAAGUCAUGCGGGCGUCAAGGACUUUAAAUGCUCUAAAUGUGGGAAUAUGUUUGCUGACAAUUCAACACUGAAAAGACACAUGAGGAUACAUACGGGCGAGAAGCCGUUCAGCUGCGUAGUAUGCAGUAAAAGAUUCUAUGAGAAGACACAUUUGACAACACACAUAAGAAGACACACUGGAGAGAAACCGUUUUCCUGUACAGAGUGUGGUUUAGGUUUUGUCCGAAAUCAAUAUUUGAAAACACAUAUGCGAACGCACACCGGAGAGAAACCAUUCGUGUGCACAAUAUGCAGUAAAAGGUACUCUCGAAAGGCGCAUUUGAUAAUACACACAAGAGUACACACGGGAGAGAAACCUUUUUCCUGUUCAGUGUGUGGUAUAGGUUUUGUUCGGAAUGACGAGUUGAAAACACACACAAGAAUACACACUGGAGAGAAACCUUUUAUGUGUUUGGUGUGUAGUAAAGGUUUUAGGCGAAAUCAUGAUUUGAACAGACACGUGAGAAGACACACUGGUGACAAAACGUAUUCCUGCUCAACCUGCAACAGAAGCUUUUGUGGCCGAACAACACUUGUAAGACACAUGAGAACACACACUUACGAGAAAAAGUUGAGUUGCAUUGUGUGUGAUGAAAGAUUUUCUUAUAAAUACCAGCUUGACUGUCACAAGUGUGCGGGUGAGAACAGCAGCACUAAAUGAACUAGCAGGACUUUAAACUGAUUUUGAUAAGGGACUUUCUCACACAAUCACCAAUUAUAACUUGUGACUUUGUUGAUAUGCUUCAAUCAUUCAAAUGCAAAACAAUGCAAUACUCAGUUACAUUUCAUUAAAUUUCACACUUGAGCUAAGUGAGAGACUACAAAG